AUGUCGAUUGACAUCAACUGGGACACCAUCACGGGCGGUGCAGAAGGCUCCGCGCGUGCAGAGAAGAUACGCGCCUUCAUCCACGACCGGUUCCAGCAGGUGACGCUGCCACGAUUCAUUCGCUCAGUUCACGUGCAUUCCUUCGACUUCGGCAGCGUACCCCCGGAGAUUGAGAUUAAAGACAUAUGCGACCCACUACCGGACUUUUACGAAGAUGAUGAGGACUAUCCAGACGAACAAGGGGACGACCUGGGGGAAGACGACACCGAGCAUGACGCCAAGUCACGCGAUUCUAGCAACCCACCUAGUCAUUCACCAAGGAAUAGCCAUUCCAGGGAACGAGGCCGAGAAGCAGACUUGGAGGAAAACACUCCCAAUCAGAAUAGAUUACGCCCCUUUCAACCUCUUGCUAGACCAUCCACCAAGCGCUCAUCAUUGGCUCCCCACGAGCUAGGCAGCCCAUUCUUUCAUGGAGCUCUUACUCCAGGCAUCCCUGGUGGCACCUCCAACAUGAACUACUUCCAUCUGCCUCUAAGUGCAGGCCUCUCUGGUGCUACGACGCCUCUGGCCGCUGUAGCUGGCGCCCAGUUGCAUAAUUGGCUCGACGACCGUCACGGCCGGCCGAGUACGCCAACAAAUAUGCGUCUGCGGAACGCCGCGUCCAUGAACUCGCUAACCCUCACGCCACAAUCCCAUCCAGAUCCCAGCUCAAGACCCUCUUCCAGGCACCAACAGGACGAUGGGAAGAAACAGUCCUUUGCCGGAUCAGAUGACAGUCACUCUCAGCACAGCUUCGGGCGGACACCAUCCGCAUCUCCUCACCGCAUGCGUGAGAAGAGCCCUGAUGAUAUACAGGUUGUGACCCAUGUGCAGUACUCUGGCGACAUCAAAAUGUCUUUGACUGCAGAGAUCCUUUUGGACUACCCCAUGCCAAGCUUUGUCGGCAUUCCUCUCAAGUUGAACAUCACCGGACUCACCUUCGAUGGUGUUGCGAUCUUGGCAUAUAUCAAGAAGAGAGCACACUUUUGCUUCCUGUCACCGGAAGACGCAGAUGCUCUGGUCGGCGGAGAGAAUGGUUUCAACGGUCUUCAGACAGACGCACAAGGUCAAAACCCACGUCCUGUGCAACGACCUAAGAUCGGAGGGCUGUUGGAGCACAUCAAAGUCGAAAGCGAAAUAGGAGGGCAAGGCAGUGGUAAACAGGUCCUCAAGAACGUUGGGAAGGUAGAGUCAUUCGUACUGGAGCAAGUCAGGCGCAUCUUUGAAGAUGAGUUUGUCUACCCAAGCUUCUGGACAUUCCUGGUCUAG
This is a messenger RNA of Alternaria postmessia, 1308 nucleotides long. RefSeq names its product Mitochondrial distribution and morphology protein 12 (gene MDM12). Gene Ontology annotation, cellular component: ERMES complex. Gene Ontology annotation, molecular function: lipid binding. The record is from RefSeq and is a predicted model, not a curated record. Bases 1 to 1308 code for a protein of 435 amino acids. The transcript has a single exon. Gene Ontology annotation, biological process: phospholipid transport; mitochondrion organization. Lineage: Eukaryota; Fungi; Ascomycota; Dothideomycetes; Pleosporales; Pleosporaceae.